This is a messenger RNA of Myripristis murdjan (pinecone soldierfish), 1274 nucleotides long. Its product is annotated as SLAM family member 9-like. The record is from RefSeq and is a predicted model, not a curated record. Gene Ontology annotation, cellular component: membrane. The coding region runs from base 24 to 839 and encodes 271 amino acids. The transcript has 4 exons. NCBI's taxonomy places the organism in Eukaryota, Metazoa, Chordata, Actinopteri, Holocentriformes, Holocentridae.
CACAGAGCAGCAGAAACUCUGUCAUGUUUCUCUUCUUGAUGUUGGGACUUCUGGUCUGCUCAGAACCACCAGGUUCCAGCGCUGUGACAUUUGUGCUGAAGGGAGAAGAUGUCACUCUGGAUAUUCAGAAACCUGAUAUUCAAGAAGGAACCACAUUUGCAUGGAGGUUCAAGAGUAGAUACAAUGUACUAAGAUUAGAUAAUGAUAAAGUAUUUAUCUUUCCAAACUACAGAGGAAGGGUUGAGUUUUCAUUAGAAGAUUACUCUUUGCUGUUGAAGAAUCUAACAGAAGCUGACAGUGGAGUUUAUUCUGCACUGCUGAUUGGGGAACAAGACGAGAAAGUGGCUGAAUAUGAAGUCACAGUUCAAGAGCGAGUGUCUCCAGUUCACCUGACAGUGAAGCCUGUCUCCUCCAGCUCAGACUCCUGUAACGUCACUGUGACCUGCAGUAGUCAGGACUCUUCCAUCAGCAGCACUUUGACAUGUGACGGAGAAGACUGCUCUCUGGAGGGAGGAGAGAGGUCAGAGGUCACAGCCUCUGCUGCCUCCAUCACAGUCUACCUGUUGAAUGGGUCAGUCAUCUGUAACCAUAGCAACCAGGUCAGCUGGAGAGAGGACAGAAUGAAGAUUGAUGCUCUCUGCUGGCUACAUGCUGGUAAGACACUCACUGUGAUGAACAUAAGCAGCAUUGUUCUCACUUCCUUUUUUUCUGGUCCACAGAGUCCCUCUGGUGUCUCUGUGUGUCUCGUGAAGACGGUCGUGUUCUCGGUCGGUCUGAUCAUCAUGGUGUCUGUGGUGAUCGGCGUCAACCUCCUGGACAGGCUCAAAAAAAAAGAGUGAACCAUCACUUCUCCAGUGGCCAAACUUUCAUCUCCCUAUUUACAUUUGACAUUGUGGACAUUUAGCUGCACCCUGAACAUACCUGACAGAGUAUCCCUGUGACUGUAGACUGAUCAUGCACAGUAUAAUAGCGAGUGCUUGAUAUAGAAAGUGAAGUGUCAAAUUUGAAAUGUCCUCGUUUUGCCCAAAUGGUAGGUGACACAAAAAAUCUCUUCUGUGGAUUGCCAUGAGCACAUUCUCAUUCCCCUGAGAGCAGAUUUGCAUGACCUUUCAUGGAGUGUCACCCUCAAAAUUUGACAAAUUUAUCAAAUUUACAGAGAAGAGGGGCACUGAAUGACGUAACAUGCAGUAUUUUUCAUGCACCGACACCUGAGCAUUUUCAUGUUGCAUUUUAGUUCAUGUCUAAAACAUUUCAUAUCAUUUGCAGCAGUUCAA